AAAGACUCUGACAGCUCUUCAAGCAGCUGCCUGAUCCAUCUUGAAGCUAGCCUCCUGCCCAGCAAUCCCUUCCACUGUCUUCAGGAUGGCAAGGAACCACCAAGUGCAGAAAGCCAAGCUGGCCGAACAGGCCGAGCGUUAUGAGGACAUGGCAGAUUUCAUGAAAACCGUGGUGGAAGAUGGGGCUGAACUCUCCAACGAAGAGCGCAACCUGCUUUCUGUUGCCUACAAGAACGUGGUGGGCUGUCAGAGGUCUGCCUGGCGAGUCAUCUCCAGCAUCGAACACAAGACCGAAGAAGGGGAUGACAAAGCUCAGCUGGUCAACGAAUAUCGGGAGAAGAUUGAGAAAGAGCUGAAGGGCGUCUGCAACAUUGUCUUGGGUCUGCUGGACAAAUAUCUCAUCCCGAAAGCCGGUGACCCAGAGAGCAAAGUGUUCUAUUUGAAGAUGAAGGGCGACUACUUCCGCUACCUGGCUGAGGUGGCCUCUGGGGAUGAUCGCAAGCAGAUCAUCGACAACGCCCGGAAAGCUUACCAGGAGGCGAUGGACAUCAGCAAGAAGGAUAUGCAACCCACCAACCCCAUCCGUCUCGGCCUUGCCCUCAACUUCUCCGUCUUCCACUACGAAAUCGCCAACGCUCCAGAAGAGGCCAUCAAACUGGCCAAGACGACCUUUGACGAGGCCAUGGCAGACCUCCAUACACUCAGCGAAGACUCCUACAAAGACAGCACCCUCAUCAUGCAGCUUCUCAGAGACAACCUCACAUUAUGGACGGCAGAGUGCUCGGGAGAAGAAGCGGGAGAGGCUGGCGAAGAGCCAAAGAACUGAACUUUUCAGAUCUCCAAAAUCAUGGUAACUCCUGUGUCCCUCUCUCUCUCUCUUUUGUCUCCUUCUCCCUACCCAUCCUGUUUUUAUAAGAUGUGUCUCCAGCUCCUGAAAUUCCAGUUGGAUUUUGACAGCAAAAGGGGACUGAUUCAUAUGCAUGGGACUCAAGCGUCUACCCAGCCCUCCUCGUGUGGCAGCCUUGGGGGUUUACUGCUGCCCCUGCUCUGGUUCUUCCUGGUAUGUGACCCUUCCGCCAUAGCCUCGAGCUCUUGCUUUGGUACAGCGUCCAGUUAACACAACGCUCUUACUGACUUUUCACGGAGGACUGAAUUUUAUAUCUAUAUAUAUAUGUAUUACUUUUUAAUUGCUCACACACCUGCCAACCUCAGAAGUAAAAAAAUGAAAAACCAGAAAAUUUAAAUUGCGUUUUGAAUGACCAAGAUAGCAAAAUAGGAGCUAAACAGUUAAGCAAGAGCAGUUGUCUUUGCUUCCUAUAGGACCUCUUUUUUU
This is a messenger RNA of Pogona vitticeps (central bearded dragon), 1333 nucleotides long. RefSeq names its product stratifin (gene SFN). The record is from RefSeq and is a predicted model, not a curated record. Lineage: Eukaryota; Metazoa; Chordata; Lepidosauria; Squamata; Agamidae.